This is a messenger RNA of Aegilops tauschii subsp. strangulata, 506 nucleotides long. Lineage: Eukaryota; Viridiplantae; Streptophyta; Magnoliopsida; Poales; Poaceae. The record is from RefSeq and is a predicted model, not a curated record.
GGCCGUAUUUCUCUCAUGGAGGCGCUUUCAGAGAUUCGUGCUGAGGAGACUCGCCUACGUGGUGCUGGUUUGCUAGAGGUUCCCUCUGUGCUCGCUACUCGGGUUUCUUCCACUCCACCUGCUGCACCGCCCCAUUCUCGCUCGAGUGCUCCGCCGCUCUUGCCCACUCCUUCUGGAGGCUCAGGUCGCCCCCGUUCACAUUGUGACUACUGCAACAAUGAUGGUCAUAUUGAGUCCCAGUGCUACACCAAGCGGAAACACCUGCGCAAGGCGCGAUCAUCAGGGACUGCGUCAUCUCCCUCGCCAGCUUCAGCCAUUGCUUUGACUGAGCAGGAUAUUCUGAGACUUAAGCGUCUGCUCGCGGCUUCAGGUUCUUCCUCGACGGGUACUGCUGGUUCUGUGACUGAUGCUUCCCGCACUGAGCACCCGCCCUCUACACAGUCAGGAUCGUCGCACGCACACUCUGGUUGGGGCUGGCCCUCGCCGCCGUGAUUCUCAGGGUCUUU